Platichthys flesus (European flounder) is the source of this 3844-nucleotide messenger RNA. RefSeq names its product mucin-2-like. The transcript has 5 exons. The coding region runs from base 159 to 1223 and encodes 354 amino acids. The record is from RefSeq and is a predicted model, not a curated record. Lineage: Eukaryota; Metazoa; Chordata; Actinopteri; Pleuronectiformes; Pleuronectidae.
CUCCUUCAGUCCCUGCAGCCACGCACACACACAGAGCUGCAGUGCGCAGUAGGACAGUGUUACUGUAACUGCGUGGCCUGCAUCUGACUGGGAUUUCGUGCGACAUAUUCAAGUGUCCGGUGACAACAAGACGAGAGGAGACGACGUUUACUGUUGACAUGAGGAGGAGUGAGAUGAUGGAGAACAAACUCUGGACUGUCCUCUGUGCCCUGCUGCUGCUGACUGUUAACUUGGGAUCCACUGAAGAUGGUGCUGCCUCACAGAGUGCUCCGGGGGCUGAGGUCGUCACUGGGGCCCCAGCUGCAGCCUCUGCGCCUGCUCCGGGCCCGGAACCCACCAGUCAUCGUGCUCCGGCACUUAUCGGCUCUGACACAAACACCAGCUCCAGUGGCACCGGCAGUUUGAGCAGUAACACGACGGAAAUAACCUCUCCGUCUCCUCAACCGGAGGGAAAAAACGAUACAAACAUCGCCUCUCCCAUGGUGUCAGCGGUUCCUGAAAACAGGUCGAACAAAUCUGAUGAUUUGUCAUUGCAGCCUCAAACUCUCCCUCCUGUGAGCCAGAACACCACCUCUCAAACAACCAUCGCCUCCACCUCUCACACCACCACCACAAGCCCCCCUCAAACGACUCAUGAUAUGCCUGUAGACACUACGACCACCAACUCAUCAAAAAAUCCCGCAAAGUCACCUCCUGACUCCAUCUCAACCACAGAGCAGCCGGCCGAACCCACAACACAACCACCCACAACUGCCCCAACACCUGAGCCAACAAAGCCGGAAACUACCGUUACCACCUCCACCACCACAACUACGGCUACCAGCACCCAGUCCAAGUCAACAUCCAGCACCUCCUCCUCUCAAGAGUCCCCCAAUGCCAAAUCACAGACCCUGAAACCUCCACACACAUCACAGUCCCACACAACCCGAGGCCCAGCGAAGUCCACCACCGCCCCACCAAGCAGCUCCACCCCCCAGGCCAAAGCUGACACGCCCUCCCAGCUGAACGUUGGGGGUGACCCAAUGAUGGUCCACGAAUCGCCCACAUUAGACCCUCUCCUAGCCGGCCUGGUGACAGCCUUCAUCAUCACUGCUGUCAUCAUCACUCUGCUCCUCUUCCUCAAACUGCGCCGAAGAGACAACCGCCCAGAGUUCCGCAGGCUGCAGGAUUUACCUAUGGAUGACAUGAUGGAGGACACACCUUUGUCCAUGUACAGCUACUAAUGGAGGCAGGAUGGAAAUUGAUGGCACCUAUAAAAACCCUCCGUUAAUGCAGGCUCAUGCUAAAGUGUUUUGCCUUAAUCUGCGCCAAACAGAGAGAGUUCUGGGUAGGUAUGAGCAAACUCCUGGCUUGCUUUCAUUUAUUCAGAUCAUUGACAUUUAGGAAAGGACACGAUUGAAGCUGCAAUGGACAAUGAAGACAUCGCCUAUGAUGAUGACCCUUGAGCACGUUCAUUUUAAUGCCUGUAAUUACAAAUUCGGCAAAUUCAUCUUCUCAGUACCGUUUGGUUCAUAUUUUCCAGCUCAUGAUUUGGGGUUGUAUAAUAUAUUUAAAAUUUCCACAGAAAGGAAAAAUGUCUGUGUGAAGCACAAAGCCACAUUGUCGGUUGUAUCCAUCAGUGUGGUGGUAUACAGCUGGACACAGAUUCAGCCAGACUCUUUACCAAGGGAAGCAGAUAUAAUCUCCCCCAUUCAGUUUAUGUUGUAAAGUCUGGUUAGACUGAAGGUCAAUAGCAUCCUGACAGAGAGGCCAGAGAAGAAAUAUGAACAAGAUAAAGACCAAAUGGCCUGACUACAGAGUUAAUGAGGUUGCACUUUACUUUCUGGAGUGGAAAUAAGUCGACAAAUAUUUUUAUGUAUGAGAGAAAGAUAUGUUCUGUGUGUCAGCAUAGAAUAAGAGCAUGGAUGUGUGUUUUUAGGUCUGUGUGCAUAUGCGUGAGUGUCUUAAGGGUGAAUGUAUGAUGUUUUUUGGAGGCAUGGCAGAAUAUAUUUAAACUUGAGUUGAGAUGGAUGUGUUACUGUUCUUUUGUUUCUUUCCUGGAGUCUUCAGUUCAGGAGAGAGUGCCUUACACAACACAGGAUCAGCUUUCGUUGUAAACACUAUUUAUACUGCAACCAACUAACUUCCAGAUUUACCAGUCUUCUCCAGUAUUUCCGUGUGAUUCCCAUCUUAAUACACAAUGAGCGCCCGGUUGCUGCUCUGACUUGCCUGUGUUUGAAAGACUAGCCUUGAGCGUGUUCGACAUGAAGCACUCACUCAUACAAUGACAGUUUGCAGGCUGAAAUUGGCCAGUGGCCUUUCCUCAGAAUGUUAGCAUUGUCCUGUGCAGUGUAAAUACUACUGAUGACUGUUUCAUGGAAAGACAACUUUGUGAAACACUUCACUUUUAAUCACUUCUUUACUCUUCACCAGACAGAAACACAUUGACUGCAAUGGCACUCCGUAGAGCGUAUACCUCCGCCAAGGCCCAACAGACCCCAUAAAUUCAAUCAAGUGGCACCAAAUUUUUCACACUCAUAGACAUCAGUUUUCUCAAUGUGCCUGACUUCUUUCAUCAUUAUCCAUAAAUUUUCCCUUGGGGAAAUGGUGAAAAUGUUGAAAAACACCCAAUCUCACAAAAUACUUGGAUCCACUCCCUGAUCUGGAUUCACAAUAUAAUUGGAUAGGUUCUUCCCUGACAACUAUUGCGUCAUUCCACCAAGUUUUGUGGAAGUUUGUCCUGAGGUUUUUGCUCAAUCUUGCCGAGAAACAAAGGGGACAGGGGUGAAAACAUAACCUCCUUGGCAGAGAUAGAAAUGUUGCAAGGACUGAUGGGACAGCACCUUGUUUCCAGCAGGCGAGCUGUGAACUAUACCAUUGAUUUUCCGUGUUUUAAGCUCGGCCGUGUUUUCGCUUUGUAAAUGUGCAGGAAAAAGAUGAGUGGAAGUUAGACACACACAGGAAGACCGAAGAACCCCAUCAAUACAAAACACACACAGCUCCUAUUUAUUUACGACUUAGCUCAUGAACUGAUACAUCAAGCUCUUGAAAUGGAGAUAACUUGUUUGGCAUACAAUUUUGUGCAAUGAAAAACUGAAAAUUAACAGAGGAACUCAAUGUAACAGUGCCUUUCCCAAAGGUUGAGCCCACACAACAGCUUCAGUGCUCUUUGACACAGAUUCUACUCCCAGUUCACUCACUGGGACUGUCAACUAACAUGCUGCUCCAAAUUCUCCUAUGUUGUUUAGAUGAGUUGAGAUCUGGUGGAUGUGAAUCAUCUUCAUACUUGUCAAACUAUCCAGUGAAUCCAUGUCAAUCGUAUACUUCCAGUAUUAAAGUUAGGGUUGGUAGUUGGUUUCUCAAGCACAUUUUAGCUUAUUUGUGGAAAUCCUUUUCACCACUGACAAAUUAAGUUUUAUGAAGAAUAAAAUGGUUUCUGUAGCCCUUGCAGGACUGUAAUAAACAUACCAAAUCUUUUCAAACGGACCAAAUGAAGUGAUUGGCUGGCUUUACCUGUCUGUCACUAACAAAUCGGCCUGAGAGCCGAUAGUCAGAAGUUAGCGAGCGGGUCACGGAUAAAAGUAUUUUUCUAGUAGUUGUCAGGCAGUGAUCGUUCAUGUGUUUUGGGGACGUAGCUUUGGCGAGAAUGUAUCAGUUGCUUUUGAUAUCUUUUCUGGAAUUACCAACCCUAGCUUUAAAUGAGACUCUUAAGAUUCCCGAUUGAAAGCCAAAGUUGUCUGUAAACUCCUGUAUUUGUUCACUUCUUUAAAUGUCCUUAGUAUCCUGACUGCACACUGAGGCUUUGUUGUCAAACAUGGAAUAUGGACUGUUGAUGUUGUAUGAUUAAAGGUAUUUUGAGACAAAA